GAUCUUCCUAGCAUAUUAGCAUUGGUUUUCCUCCCCUUACUUAUAUUCCCUGGAAGAUAAAAUUAUCUGAAGAGACACACAACUCCAGUUUUAGAUUAGUUGAAGGUUUAGUUAAACCAGUAAUUAACAACAAAAGGUAUGACAACACAAACAGAUGAUACACAUGACAAACCUCAUGUCUGUGAGGUAUGUUGUAAAGGCUUCAGUCAGUCGGGCAGUUUAAUGAAACACAUGAGAAUACAUACAGGUGGUAAACCUCACACCUGUGGUGUAUGCGGGAAGGGCUUUAGUCGGCUGGGUAAUUUAAAGACUCAUAUGAGAACACAUAGGAACAAACCUUAUGGCUGUAAAGUAUGUUGUAAAAGCUUUAGUCAGCUGGAUGAUUUGAAGACUCACAUGAGAACACAUACAGGUGACCAACCUCACAACUGUGGUGUAUGCGGGAAAGGCUUUAGUCGGCUGGAUAAUUUAAAGACUCAUUUGAGAACAAAUAGAAACAAAACUCAUGCCUGUGAUGUAUGCAGUAAAGAGUUCAGUAAGCCUUGUAGUUUAAACAUUCACAUGCUCACACAUACAGGUGAUACAUUGCAUGUAUGUAAAGUAUGUGGUAAAGGCUGUAGUCGGCUCGGUGGUUUAAAGACUCACAUGCGAACACACACAGGGGAUACACCUUAUGUGUGUGAUGUAUGUGGUAGAGGCUUUAGUCAGUCGGGUAGUUUGAAGAAUCACAAGAGAACCCAUACAGGUGAUAAACCAUAUAUCUGUGAUGUCUGUGGUAAAGAAUUUAGUCGGCUGGAUAAUUUAAAAGAUCACCUGAAAAAACAUGUGGGCGAUAAACUUUAUGGCUGUGAUGUGUGUGGAAAAGGGUUUGGUCGGCUGGAUAAUUUAAAGAAUCAUAUGAGAACACAUACGGACGAUAAACAUCAUGACUGUGAUGUUUGUGGUAAAGGGUUUAGUCAGCCUUGUAGUUUGAAGAAUCACAAAAGAACACAUACCGGUGAUAUACAUGUACCUUGUGAAUGUGAUGUAUGUGGUAGUGGGUUUAGUCGUCUUGGUAAUUUACAGACACACAUGAGAACACAUACAGGUGAAAAACCUCAUGCCUGUGAUUUAUGUGGUAAACAGUUUAGUCAGUCGAGUAGUUUUAGUCGGCUGAAGGAUUUAAAGACUCACAUGAGAACACAUACAUAUGAUCAACCUCAUGACUGUGGUGUAUGCGGUAAGGGCUUUAGUCGGCGUCAUUAUUUACAGAUUCACAUGAGAAUACAUACAGGUAAUAAACCUCAUUCAUUCGACGUAUGUGGUUAA
Mytilus trossulus (common blue mussel) is the source of this 1308-nucleotide messenger RNA. Its product is annotated as zinc finger protein 235-like. Bases 139 to 1308 code for a protein of 389 amino acids. Gene Ontology annotation, cellular component: nucleus. The transcript has 2 exons. Gene Ontology annotation, biological process: regulation of gene expression. The record is from RefSeq and is a predicted model, not a curated record. NCBI's taxonomy places the organism in Eukaryota, Metazoa, Mollusca, Bivalvia, Mytilida, Mytilidae.